Messenger RNA from Nicotiana attenuata, 777 nucleotides. Its product is annotated as cytochrome P450 82C4-like. Bases 1 to 777 code for a protein of 258 amino acids. The transcript has a single exon. Gene Ontology annotation, biological process: defense response to other organism. Gene Ontology annotation, molecular function: iron ion binding; heme binding; oxidoreductase activity, acting on paired donors, with incorporation or reduction of molecular oxygen. Lineage: Eukaryota; Viridiplantae; Streptophyta; Magnoliopsida; Solanales; Solanaceae. The record is from RefSeq and is a predicted model, not a curated record.
AUGGCUGAUAAAUAUGGACCCAUUUUUCAACUUCAGCUAGGAACCCAUCCGGCUCUUGUUGUAAGCAGUUGGGAAAUGGUUAAAGAUUGCUUCACUACAAAUGACAAAAUAUUUGCAAGUCGACCGAAAAUGACACUAAGCAAGUACUUUUACAAUGAUGCUGUUUUUGCUUUGGCCCCUUAUGGACCAUAUUGGCGUGAAAUUCGCAAAAUGGCGACUCUUGAACUCUUCACCAAUAGCCGGCUUGAGAAACUGAAGCAUGUCCGUACAUCAGAAGUGGAUUGUUGUAUUAAAGAAUUGUACUCGUUCUGUAAUAAUAAUAAUAAUAAUUUCCCAACACAAGUGAACUUAAGUAGCUGGUUUGAGCACAUAACGUGCAACAUAAUCAUUAGAAUGCUUGCUGGGAAGCGAUUUUCGAGCAGUGUUAAUGAACAAAGUGGAACAAAGGAAAUGCAAUUCAAAGAAUCAAUAAAGAAAGCCUUGUUUCUUGGUGGAUCUUUUGUUGUCUCGGAUGUAAUUCCAUCGCUUGAAUGGAUGGAUAUUGGUGGCCAUAUUAAAGCCAUGAAGCAGACCUUUAAUGAAGUUGAUAGUGUAUUUGAUAUCUGGUUAAAAGAACACAUCCAGAAAAGAAAAGAUUGUGAUAAUAGUAAUACUGGAGAUGAUCACCAAUCUGAUUUUAUCGAUGUGAUGCUUUCAACUCUUCCAGAGGAAACCAUGGUGUCUGGAUACGACCGUGAUGCCAUUAUCAAGGCAACGACAUUAGUAAGUUGUUAUUAA